GUACUGUGGUAUUUUUGCGGAUUGUGCAGUUAAAUAUAUAAAAGAGACUUGAAAAUCGCCCUGAAAUUUUCUUAACUAGUAUCUAAUUGAAAGACUAAAUCAUGAAAACACAGGAUAAACUGUUGUCAAAAAUAUAUCUUAUGUGCAUAAUUUGACUCGCACUAUUUUUACCGUGUCGCCAUCUUUCACAAAAGGGUAUUAUUGCGCCCUAAGACAUUAUUUUAAUAGAAUGCUAUGGAUUAUCAGAACUAAUUUAAACGUAAAUAAUUGGGACAAAACAUUUGAUACACUUUUUCUCAGAUUUCGUUCUUUAUUCGUAUUUCUAACGCUGUGUAACGAAACUUAGAACUAUUUUUUGCGUAUGCAGAUUUUAUGAUUUGUGUCGCGGUCUCAUUUCCUGUCUAAUUUAGAAAAUAUGAGGCUAGAAGUAAAUUUGUGAAAAAAGACAAGAUAUCUUCAAAGAUGGAUUAUGAAAGAUGACAGAAACUUUAAACAAAGAUGAUGAGACACUUGUGCGUGUUCAGGCACAGGUUAUGACCCGCGACGACUCGAGCGGAGGUUGGGUCCCAAUGGGAGGUGGUGGGCUCAGUUAUGUGGGACUGGUGCGGCGGGUCAGGCCUCAGGAUGACAGCACCUGUAAGAAUGAGUAUCUCAUUCUUGGACAGCGGAUAGCUGAUAACUCUGUUGUAUUGAAAUGUGAUAUUAAAAAAGACAUUUGCUACACCAAACCCAAUCCGAAAUUUCACCAUUGGCACAUAGAAGAUAAAAGGUUUGGAUUGACAUUUGAACGUUACAAUGAUGCCAAGGCAUUUGAUAAGGGUAUAAGAAAAGCGGUAGCUGAUUUAACUGAUGUUUGGUACACUGUUCUUGAUACAAAGGAAACGCAGCCAUCGGAUGGUUAUGAAGAUGGAAAAAUUGAUGAAGUUUUUGAGGAGCUUGACUUGCCGAUCUCCAGAACGGGAAGCUCUUCACAGAGUACGACAUCAACGACGACGAGCAGUCCGCAAUCGCCAACAUCUUAUGUACCAUCAGUGCCAGACAUGAUGUAUAAUAACUCGCACAAUAAACACCUCCAUCGUGUUCUGUAUUUCCCGUCACAACACAACAGCCAUCACAAACACACGUCACCGCAGAGCGACAAGAGCACAAGUAGUAAAGACAGUUCAGAAUCUCAAGGGGAUAUUUGGGUGAAGGCCGAUGAACCAACGUCUAUAAGCGGCAAAUCUGAUCAGGGACUAUUAGACUCAGACAAUGUGGAGUUAAAAGAAUAUUCCUAUGUGAUUUUUUCUAAAAGCCAACCGCACGAAUAUAGUUAUCCAAAUUUAGAACCUGUUCAGAAGCCGCCCUCUAAAAGAGAAGCAAUAUGUAGUAAGAAACAUGCACAAAUUACAGUACAACCAAAGCCCCCUCUCCCUGUGAAAACUAGUAAAAAGAAAGAUAAACACAAAACUUCCCAAACAGGAAGGUUAUUGACAAAAGCCCGGUGCAAACACUGCCACGAGAUGUUCUCACAUGAGGAUAAUCACCGGGGAAGUUGUGAAGAAGCCCCGGACAAUGUAGAGAAGUGUAUUGAAAUUGUGACGUGUGUUUGGUGUGCAAAGGGACUCAUUUACCAUUGUAUGUCAGAUGCUGAUGGGGAGUAUGGACAUCCUUGCAUUUGUGACCCAUCUGAUGAGUCAAACUGUAAAAAAUGGACGGUUUUGUCAGUUUUGUCGUUAUUUGUUCCAUGUUUAUGGUGCUAUUGGCCGUUAAAGGCCUGCCACAUGUGUGGCGUCUCAUGUGGUUGUUGUGGCGGUCGGCACAAAGCUUCCUGAGGCACAAUCACAUAUGUGACUUAUCACUGAUAUUCGCAGUAUUUUGUAAUUGCUCGCCUUUCUGUGUGCACUGUAGCUCGGGAGUGGUACAAGGUUAGUGAAAACCAACGUUGUGAAACAGAAUCUCCACAGGUCAGUGCAACGAGCUUGGUUGUCACAUACCGAAAGUUGUGAAAGUGUUGUGCGGCCAGUGGGUAGGAGCCGGUUGUCACAUACCUCCGCUUACUAGAGAUUACACAAUCUUAUUGUGAUGUGUUACCUACAGUGCUUCAAGGUUGUCCGAAAUUCUGAACAUUAUAACAACAUCCAUGUAGGGAUAUAAAACGCCUGUUGUAGACUAGAUACAAAGUCAUUCAGUGCAAUUAGAUAAAGUGCAGUUUUAGACAAAAGUUAGAGAUGUAAAAUGUGUGGUGCAUAGACUUGGAAGAGGACACAAUGAAAAGGAAGAAUACAAUAGAGUGCAGAAGGAUGCUGGAAGAUCAUUCUUUAUCUGAAAGAAUGUGUUCUAAGAUGUCUGAGAAAAGAAUAUGGGGUUGAUGUGAGUUAAACUAGAGCUGUGCUCGAAGAGAAAACAUUGUCAUGGAAAGGUGUAAUAUUCAAGGUCACUUCAGAAAUGACCUUGACCUUUUUCCAUGUGAAUGUUAUUGGUGCUCAGUAUGCACUUAAAACUGUUCAAUAAUCAGUGUGAUAACUGUGGAGCUAAGGAUUUUAUAAUCCGGAUAAUGGUAUCUUCAUGCAGUAUAUUUACACUUAAAUAGUGCUUGCAUUCUGUUUGUGAUCAUUAGGCUUAUAAAAAUAAUAUUUGGUCCUUAGAAUCCUUGGCUACAGUUUAAAUUUUUCAUAUUGUUUUUUAUUAAACCUCUUGCCUUAAGAAGCUACUAUAAUGUUAUACUAGAUACUUCCUCAUCCCCUUCCACAGGUGUUGCGCCAAGUGGUAGUGGCUAAGAUUGCAAAACUUUAAUGGUAAAGAUAGCCAACCAGUAUUACUGGCUUUUCUGUUGUUUAAACAUCAAAAAUUGGUAAAUAAUUUGCCAACCAGUAUGUGUGACUGUUGUGUUAUAUUCACAUCAAAAUUUAGUUAAGGUUGCUUUUUGGAAAAUAGUGAGACUUGUAGUAACAGUCACAUUACUUUACAUACAGCUAUUUCAUUACAUGCCAUCAUUUUCGUUAAAAUUUUACAUGCUGAAAUCUUAGCUGUAGUAAACUAGCCCUAGACUAAUGUGUUGGGUCAUUUCAUAGGAAAGGUGGGUUAAACAAAUGGUACUUUUGGAAUUCAGGAGCACAAAUACCCCAACCCCUCCUACAGUUUUAACAUGUCAUGCAUUUGUGAUGCUGGAAGGGGAAUCAAACUAGGAGACAAAGUUACUGAAAUAAAAUGGAAUUUAAUACUUUUAAUAAAGUUAACUCACUUUUAGAAGCAAAAAUUUGAAAUUCAAGAGUAACAAUAAGAUUUUAAAACUUUAUAUACUAAAUAUGGCAUUGUUUCUUGGGACCAAAUAUGAUUUUUGUUUGACCUAUUUUACUGUUUUUUGUUAAUGAUACUGUGCUUUUAAGUGAUGUAUUAUUUUCAUAUAGUGUUCUGUUACUAUAUUUUAUCAGAUAAGAACAUCUUUUGUAUCUCAAUGACCUCGGAAUAUGCAACUGAGUAUAGUAUAGAAGACUUUGCUCACUAGUUUGUUAGUAUCUCUUUAAGGCUUGUGUAGUAACCUUAUAUUAACAGUACGUGUUCAUACAUUUUGAAAAAGUUCUGUAUAUUUCAGUUUUGUCAGAGAAUGACAUUUUUAAAAAAUAGCUUGGUUUUACAGUCUAUAACAUAGGUUUUUAAGUUUCAUACGUUUAAUUUCAGAAGAAUGAUACAAAUCUAUGCAGUUUGUUAUUUACAUGUAAUACAGAAUUUGUCGGAUUCUUUUAUAUAGUAGUAUUGUUGAAUACAUAGGAGGUAAAACACAUGUUGCAGCCCUGGUCUUGCUGUGAAACAUUUAAACAGGACAAAAUUAGGAAUAUGAUGUUAAAUUAUAGAAAAUAUACAAAAUAUGUACAUGAAGUUCAGCCAGUCAUGCUCAUAUACUUAAUAUACUUAAGCUUUAUACUUGAAAAUGAUGUUAUCUGAUUGGUCAAGCUUGAAAAAUCUAUUAUGUUUGAACCAAUGAAAAAAAAAUUCAAAUCUACUAUUUAACUUUUGGAAACUGCUUUAGAAGAAAUCCUAUCACUGACAGUGACUAUAUAUAUCAUUCAUAGGUGUAUUAAUUUUUAUUGAAAGUAAAUGUCUUAUUUUUCCAAGUUAGUUUUCAAUGGAAACAUUCUUACAUUUGUAUGUCAAAUGUGCAGUUGCUUUAAUUGUUUUGAAAGUUUUCGUGUUAAAAUUAAUUUUUGUUUAAUCUUAUUAUAACUGAAUCUCUAAAAUGUACAUAAGGAUUGCUGGAAAUAUAAAUCUCUGAAUUAAAGACAUGAUAUUUAUCCAUUUAAGUAGCAAGUUUGUGCUAUGAAUUCAUGCAGUAAUUUAUUUUUUUUUUUCUUGGUAGUUUUUGAAUUUUACUGCAAAUAAUCAUUCAAAGGUACUCAAGUCUUUUUCUCCAAAAGCUUUAUUUGUUGGUUGGAGCAGGAAGGAUUAUUAGGAAUAAGGUCAUUUAAAAAUUCUAAAAAAUCACUUUAAUUUGAAAAUGAAGAAAUGAAGUGAAUUAGGUUUUCAAGGAAAAUUUUGUGUAGAGAGUAACUAUGUUUUCUUUGUAUUUUGUUAUGGAGUUAACCGUGGUGCCAAAGUUGAUUUUAUUAUGUUGAACAUAAAUGCCAUAUUCAUUGUUGACUGUUUGAAGUGAUGUUGAAGGACUUAUGUUAGUAUAUAUACAGUGUUGAGACAAGAUCUGUGGUUGGUUUUAUUCUCUCUUCUAUAAUGGACUAAAGUUUUGCCGUUGGUUUUAUAAUCCAAAAUAUUUUGAUAUAUGUGAACUUGCGAAUGCGAAACUAGUUAGCUUGACUGUUCGAAAAAUAAUUAGGGCUAUUUUACUUGCUCUUGUAUUGGCAUAGCUGUUGUAUUCAGGUUUAUAAAAUUUGUGGUAAACUUCUAAAUUUCAUCUUGAUAACUGCCAUUGAUUCUAGUAAGGGGCAGCCAGUAUCUGGUUUUGGGUCAGGUAUCUUAGAGGUCAGGGUUACUUGGGUCAGAUUUCUCAAAUUUGCUUGUGUCAUAAUGUUUCUGAGUACUGAUAUUCCUCAUACAGGCAAUUCUACUCCAACACUUCUUCUGCCCUUUCCUUCUAGCUCAUUACAUCCCUUUUCUUAUCCCACCCACCCCCUACCUCCACACACACGCACACAUAAAAACAAAAACAAACAAAAAAUUCCUUGCACUAACUUACACCUCAUAUUGUUUUCUAGUAUCUCAUACUUACCCAGGCCACCUUUUUAUACUGCACCCCCUCCCCCCACCCACCACCACCACACACACACCCUUUGGAACUCAGUUUUGUAACACUGAAACCAGUUACUCAUAGAAAUUCACCAUAUUUCCAUCUGCUGGUAGAUACUUUACAAAUCUUAGUAAAAUGCUUUUUUCCCCCCAUCAAAUUUAUGUUAAAUUAAUGCUUAGUCAUGGUGUGCUAUUCAAAUGCAGUUGAAAUAACAUCAUUCCCAAUUAUAACCUUUCUGACACUUAUUAGAAUAUAUAUUAAGAAAUCCAUUCACAUAUUGCAUGUCUCAAAGUCGUAAAUGUCUGAAAUGUCAGAAUACUUGACAAAAGGUUGUCAUGGUUGUUUCAGGUUCUAAAAUUUCAAGGAGAAUGUUUCAAGAGGAGAGUAAGUAGGUGUCACAUAGCACCAGUCAUAUUAACAAACAUUACUAUAUCAACAGAUAUCUAAAAUAGCUUUAAGCAUGUGUGAAUGGUAAAUUUAUAUAGGUAAAAGUUAAUUCAACAGAUGUUUCUUUUUUAUCCGCUUCAUUGCCUUAUCAAUUAGGGAUUAUCAUCACUUCUGUUACAAGAUGAUAUUUAUUGACUAUAUAUUUAAAUGUGUAUAUGAAAUUAUGGCCAUGAUGGAUUGAUUUUUGCUCCUAAUUGUGUACAAGGUGUCUCGUGAAUUGAAGUAGAUGGGAAUAUAAAUUAUUACGGUAUGUUCUACAAUAUAAGCAGCUACACACAGCAAAUCAUUAAGAGAACAGUGAAUCCUGUUGACUAUCCCGAGUAGAGCCUCCAUGGCUUAGUGGCAAAGAUUGAGUAUAGCCUCCAUGGCUUAGUGGCUAAGGUUGAGUAGAGCCUCCAUGGCUUUGUGGCAAAGGUUGAGUAGAGCCUCCAUGGCUUAGUGGCAAAGGUUGAGUAGAGCCUCCAUGGCUUAGUGCUAAGGUUGAGUAGAGCCUCCAUGGCUUAGUGGCUUAGGUUGAGUAGAGCCUCCAUGGCUUAGUGGCUAAGGUUGAGUAGAGCCUCCAUGGCUUAGUGGCUAAGGUUGGGUAGAGCCUCCAUGGCUUAGUGGCUAAGGUUGAGUAGAGCCUCCAUGGCUUUGUGGCAAAGGUUGAGUAGAGCCUCCAUGGCUUAGUGGCUAAGGUUGAGUAGAGCCCCCAUGGCUUUGUGGCAAAGGUUGAGUAGAGCCUCCAUGGCUUAGUGGCUAAGGUUGAGUAGAGCCUCCAUGGCUUAGUGGCAAAGGUUGAGUAGAGCCUCCAUGGCUUAGUGGCUAAGGUUGAGUAGAGCCUCCAUGGCUUAGUGCUAAGGUUGAGUAGAGCCUCCAUGGCUUAGUGGCUUAGGUUGAGUAGAGCCUCCAUGGCUUAGGGGCUAAGGUUGAGUAGAGCCUCCAUGGCUUAGUGGCUAAGGUUGAGUAGAGCCUCCGUGGCUUAGUGGCAAAGGUUGAGUAGAGCCUCCAUGGCUUAGUGCUAAGGUUGAGUAGAGCCUCCAUGGCUAAGUGGCUUAGGUAGAGUAGAGCCUCCAUGGCUUAGUGGCUAAGGUUGAGUAGAGCCUCCAUGGCUUAGUGGCUAAGGUUGAGUAGAGCCUCCAUGGCUUAGUGGCAAAGGUUGAGUAGAGCCUCCAUGGCUUAGUGGCAAAGGUUGAGUAGAGCCUCCAUGGCUUAGUGGCUAAGGUUGAGUAGAGCCUCCAUGGCUUAGUGGCAAAGGUUGAGUAGAGCCUCCAUGGCUUAGUGGCUAAGGUUGAGUAGAGCCUCCAUGGCUUAGUGGCUAAGGUUGAGUAGAGCCUCCAUGGCUUAGUGCUAAGGUUGAGUAGAGCCUCCAUGGCUUAGUGGCUUAGGUUGAUGAGAGCCUCCAUGGCUUAGGGGCUAAGGUUGAGUAGAGCCUCCAUGGCUUAGUGGCUAAGGUUGAGUAGAGCCUCCGUGGCUUAGUGGCAAAGGUUGAGUAGAGCCUCCAUGGCUUAGUGCUAAGGUUGAGUAGAGCCUCCAUGGCUAAGUGGCUUAGGUAGAGUAGAGCCUCCAUGGCUUAGUGGCUAAGGUUGAGUAGAGCCUCCAUGGCUUAGUGGCUAAGGUUGAGUAGAGCCUCCAUGGCUUAGUGGCAAAGGUUGAGUAGAGCCUCCAUGGCUUAGUGGCAAAGGUUGAGUAGAGCCUCCAUGGCUUAGUGGCUAAGGUUGAGUAGAGCCUCCAUGGCUUAGUGGCAAAGGUUGAGUAGAGCCUCCAUGGCUUAGUGGCUAAGGUUGAGUAGAGCCUCCAUGGCUUAGUGGCAAAGGUUGAAGGUUGAGUAGAGCCUCCAUGGCUUAGUGGCUAAGGUUGAGUAGAGCCUCCAUGGCUUAGUAGCUAAGGUUGCUGACUUUGAUUCACUUGCCUCUUGCUGUAGGUCCGAAACCAUCCUUGUAUUUAGAAUUCUUUCAUAUUGUUGAUGGUUCCAAGCAGGUACCCACUUGUGAAUAAAUAAUAUCCUGAAAGGCACCUUGGGUCUUCCUCCACAAGAAAGCCCAUGAUCUUUUAUUGCAUCGAUGUUAGAAAAAAACAUCAAAAAAGAAUAAAACCUGCUUUCAUUUAAUGCCAACAGUAUUUUUUCUUGCUUUUACUUAGGAAAAAGUUGUAGAAUGAAAUGCACUAUAUUUAUAAUUGCUUUCAAACUCUACAAUGGUGAAUAUGGCAUUUUCAUUUUCAUUUCCAUUUUAUGUUUAUAUUUGAUAGUUAAAUAUAACGUUUGUACUAUAAUUUUAGUGCUUCUCAUGUAUGACUGUAUAUUAACCCUUAUCAUGCUGGACAUGACAGAUUCUGCCUUUGCAACCACUGUAGAUCAUGAUCAGCCUGCACAUCCCUGCAGUCUGCUCAAGAUCUGCACUGUUCGCCAUUCAGUCAGUAUCAUUUUGGUAAGCACCCCUUUUAACAGUCAGUGUUACUGUCAGAUGGACAAUUUCAUUAUAGAAAUUUAGCAGGGUAAGGGUUAAGAUAAUGUAAGAUUUUACUGGAUGUAUUAUAUUUUUUCAGUCAUUAGAGUUCAGUUGUUCGUUUGUUUUUUCAUUAUAUUUGUGGUAAAUGUUUAAUUUACUAGCUUAUGAGUACUGUUAAAGAUAUGUUUAUGUAUAUUUGUUUUAAGCAUAAUGUUACAGAAGAGGCACUUUAUUUGCCCCUAUUUUGUAUUUGUUUUGUUUGAAGUUUUACAUUUUAAACAAAGGAAGAUUGUGCAUAAAAUGAUAAGUGCUUUAAUUGUUCAAAAAAUUGUCAGGUUUUAAUGAUUCUUAUUACUUCUUUUUACGUUUUGAAAAGUUUUUUCUCAUUAACAUGUUUGUAAGUAAAAAAGUUUACCAUGAAAAUUUGGGUGUCGUUUUAAGCUCACCUGAGCUAGUGUGAUUACCCUUUCGUCUGUCUGUUUGUUUGUAAACUAUGAACAUUAUACUGCUAACUAAUAGGAAACCUGAGUUCUUAAGCAAAUUAUGUAAACUCAUAUGCAGCCAUAUUUCUUCAUGAAACUUGCACAGAAUGAAUACAGCAGCAGUUUUUCAGUCAAGUUUGUUAAAGGGCAAGACUUCCGUGAUACAGCUCAGUAUUUUAAACUUUAAACAGGAUAGAAAAAUCUUUCUCAAACUUACACUGAAUGUAUUUUACCCCAAAAUCACAGACAAGUUUGAUAAUGGGUAAAAUUUUUCAAAUUACACAGGAGUUAUGGUCCUUGAUUUAUCAAAAAACUCAUACUUCUGUAUAGUGCUUUUAUUCAAAUCAAGUAGGUUACACAAGUAUUCAGGUGAGCAACUUCAGGCCAUCCUUGACCUCUUGUUAUCUGUUUUAAUUUUCUUAAAAUAUUACAUUUAACUUAUUUUUUCUGUGUUUGAUUUCCUUACAAGGAUCGUUACACCACAUAAAGAUAUAUGUUAAGAGUUAAUUUUAAUACUUUAAGUGUUAGUUUUCAAAAUUUAAACUUUAUAUGCUUGUAUAUAAACUGAUCCUGGAUAUCCACUUACAAAAGUUGAAAAAAUGGCAAAUGUUAACAAGAUGUGUUACUUUUCUUUCUUUUUUUUUCAUGUACAUUUAUUUUUUGACAGUAUUUUGUAGAAAAAUAAGAGAAAGUACACAUUA
This is a messenger RNA of Mercenaria mercenaria, 9277 nucleotides long. RefSeq names its product sprouty-related, EVH1 domain-containing protein 2-like. NCBI's taxonomy places the organism in Eukaryota, Metazoa, Mollusca, Bivalvia, Venerida, Veneridae. Gene Ontology annotation, cellular component: membrane. The record is from RefSeq and is a predicted model, not a curated record. Gene Ontology annotation, molecular function: protein kinase binding. The coding region runs from base 477 to 1814 and encodes 445 amino acids. Gene Ontology annotation, biological process: negative regulation of MAPK cascade; multicellular organism development. The transcript has 6 exons.